This is a messenger RNA of Perkinsus marinus ATCC 50983, 1246 nucleotides long. RefSeq lists its product as hypothetical. Gene Ontology annotation, biological process: DNA repair; telomere maintenance. Lineage: Eukaryota; Perkinsozoa; Perkinsida; Perkinsidae. Gene Ontology annotation, molecular function: DNA helicase activity. The record is from RefSeq and is a predicted model, not a curated record. The annotation marks the transcript as partial. The transcript has a single exon.
AUGCAACCUCAGGAUCUCCUGAAUGGUAUCGACCAUACUAUGCUGAACCACGAGCAGAAUCGAGUGUAUGAAUUUGUCGAGCAGCUGCUGCUCACGUCCGAUGAGGAGGGGUCCCUUGAAAACGCCUUUAUUUUGCACGGCGUCGGCGGUACUGGAAAGUCGUUUCUCAUCAAGUGUCUGGUGAAGUUGUGCCUUUCCAAAUUUGGUGCCGGGAGCUGCUUGGUUAUGGCGCCGACUGGGAAGGCGGCAUCUAUUCUACCGUUUGGAAGGACACUGCACUCUGCACUAAGGCUGCCUGUUCCACUGGUGGAAUCUGGAUUCGAACCUCUAGCUGCGGAAAGUCUCACAAAUUUCCAAGAUGAGAUGGGCAAUAUGCGGCUCGUGAUAAUCGACGAGUUGUCUAUGAUUGGCUGCAGGUUUUUAGCGGCCAUAGACUCUCGAUUGAAGCAGGCUCGACCGUCCUCGUCGUCCAAGGCCUUUGGUGGGUUUCCUGUGAUACUGUCCGGGGAUUAUGGCCAACUCCCACCAGUGCUUGAUAAACCGCUGUUCUCAGAGCCUAAUGGUCAUGAGUCUAUGAUGUGCAGACAAGGCCGGUUGGCAUUCAGCACGAUCCGCCGUGCGUUUUUCUUGGAUGAAAUCGUCCGGACAAAGGAGAGAGACUUCCAAAGUCUCCUCCUCCGUGUCCGAGAUGGUGUUCAAACACCCGAGGAUCUCACAGUGGUUUUAGCUCGGCAGCUGCACCGGCUUCCUGCAAUCGAGAGGCAGAAAUUUCAGGCUAGCAUCCUUCUCUGUUCCACCCGUGGUCGAGCAGCGGAGGUCAAUGAAGAGUAUCUACAUAGAGAACCUGGUGGAUCGGUCGUAUUGACAGCAACCCACUCAGGACGAGGGGCUGCCUCUCAUUCUGAUGAGCUUGCCAAGGGAUUACUGCCACGCGUAGAGCUCAAAAUCGGGUCGCCGGUCAUGCUAACUGCCAACCUGGGCAAGGUUUUCGGAGUUUUUGCGAGUGAUGCCCAUGACAAUCUACCGGUGGUACUUGUCGACUUUCCCGACUAUGAGGGUCCCCCGUUGAACCCCAACUUCCCAACUGUAGUCCCUAUCCCUGCGGUUACUCGUACGUGGCAUAAUGAUGGGCGUGUGUACUCGAGAACUCAGGCUCCUCUGGUUCUGGCAUAUGCCACAACUAUAUACAAAUCACAAGGGAGCUCUCUCUCUUGCUACACAAUUGACUUUGGAUCAAAAGAAAUCG